AUGGCUAACGCCAUGCAGGUGGAUGUGGAGGCUCUACCCGGGUGCGAGGUACCAAAGGGCUGCGUCCUGGGUAUCAGAGUCGGAGAGACUCUGAAGCAAAAACGGUUUGACUCAACUCGAACCAGUUGCUCCUUCCCAAAGCCAGACUACAAAAUGAGCGCUAACAUAGACAUUUACCAGCAUGUCGGUUCUGGUUCAGUAGAUGUCGAUCCAAGCCUGUCGUCCACGGACCAGGUUUCUAUUGGUGGUUGGGAGACGACUCAAUCUAUCAGGCUGAAAGUAACCACUCAGUCAGCUGAAGGAUCCGCUGAGGAACAACAUCAGCGGCGGCAAGUCGAAAAGCAAGAAACCAAGACUCUAGCAGACUGCAUUGCAAAGUUGGUGAAAAAACAACCUGACGACCCCAUCGAGUUUCUCUGUCAACAGUUGCAAGACUUCAAGCUAAAGGCUGGAGCCGAGUCUUCUGGAACAGGAAAUUCCUGA
Molecule: messenger RNA, 483 nt
Organism: Cladocopium goreaui
Lineage: Eukaryota; Dinophyceae; Suessiales; Symbiodiniaceae
Source: the annotation of a GenBank genome assembly